Meyerozyma guilliermondii ATCC 6260 is the source of this 1332-nucleotide messenger RNA. RefSeq lists its product as uncharacterized. Lineage: Eukaryota; Fungi; Ascomycota; Pichiomycetes; Serinales; Debaryomycetaceae. The record is from RefSeq and is a predicted model, not a curated record. The transcript has a single exon. Bases 1 to 1332 code for a protein of 443 amino acids.
AUGUCUUUUCAGAGAGUCACAACCAGUCUCUAUGGUAGCAAUUCUUCAUUCGGUGAAAAUUUAUCAUCAACAAAUUUCUGUCACCUUGACGCAAAUUCAGUCGAUAUCAGGCUGGACAGCAUCAAAGAUAUCCGUAUGGACUCCAUUAUCGAUGCUUAUGUUGCAGCUACUCACAAGGAUUCCAAGAGUCCUGCAAUUAAUCUUAUCGUUUUGCAACAAUGUGUUGCUAGUAUUAAUGAGCUGAUUGGAUUUCGUCGUCAAUUAUUCCUCGGAAAGGAAAGCGACAAACUUGAGGCUGGAAUUGAGACUGAAAACCCAAGAACUAAACUUGCAUUUGAAACUGAAAAUGUUAAGGAUCUUGUCUUUACGGGAGUCGACAGUUACUCUCCUAAUUGUGCUCUUUGCAGACUCAGGUGGAAAUGUUUUAACCGCCGAAAUUACAACUCUGAUCACUACCGUCUUGUAGAGAUCUCGUUGUACCAUUUGGCUGUGGCAGCUGCUCACGAAAGUAUUUCUUUGGCUCGCAAAGUGCAUAAUUCUGGCCCAGUUCGGUCUAAAAAAAAGCGCCAAAAGAGAAGAAACGGCGUGGUUGGAUAUAAAGAAUUGGCUGCAAAAUCUGGGCUUUCGCCAUGGCAUUUCCAUAGGGUGUUCAAGUCAGUUACCGGCAUAACGCCUAGGACUUAUGGUGAUAAAUGCUUGCAAUAUUUUGAGAGUAUGUUCAAAAAGGAGGCAGAAAUUUCUUCAGAACUGCAAAAAGCGACGUUAAGUGAGGAUUCUUGGGAUACGAAAACUUCUUUGCGUGGAAUUUCUGCACCACUGGAAAAGAGAGAACCAACUUUCAACACAAAGGUGUUCCAAUCUGUGCCCAAGCAAGCUUCGAGCUUUAAUUCAGAGACAUUUCCAAUAACGGCUUCCAUUGAAGAGCUAAAAUGUGACACAGAAAGUGAUUCACCUACCUCAAAUAAUACGUGUGAAUCGUUUUUUGUCGCAAAUCAGCCACACACAGUAUCAAGUCAAUCUAUAUCUGGCUGCGAGUAUGGUUCCAAUUAUACAACUUCGUCACUGUCUUCGAUCCUGGAGAGUUGCAAUCCAAAUGAUGUCACAUACUGCUCUGACUCCGAGAGCAAAAUUUUGUCAGCCGUAGAGCAUUUGCUGUAUCCCUUCUUUGAAAAAUCUGCUGACUUGUCAAUAAAUCCUACCAUCACGGUAAUUGUUCCUGAGCUUCAUAGCCAGAAUUUCGGACUCACCAAGGCAAGAAUUGAUAAUUUUGCCAAUUUUGAGCUUAAAUUGAUUGACUCCGAUUUCCUACCAGAAGCCAUGGCGGCAUAUUAA